AACGCCGACCGUAACCCAAUAUGGCCGUUACACUCCUGAGGGGCCUUCUAAGGCCAUCAAUUCUCUCUACUGCACAGUUUGCUCUCGCGCGAUCAAUACGGCCUGCUUUCGCCGCCCCCGCUUUCGAAACCACUGCUCCAGCGUUCGCAAUCCGCCCGCCGCCGUCGUCGCGCGCCCACAAAUGCACACUGAUACAAGUGCUACGACAAGGGAGAAUCGCACAAAAAGCGCGGAAGCUUCGUUCACCGCAAUUGAAAGACCGACCGGAGCUAAAGGGAGUGUGCCUCAAAGUCGGAACAACCAAGCCUAAGAAACCAAAUUCGGGAGAGAGGAAGAUCGCGAGGGUCAGGCUGAGCACAGGAAAGGUCAUUACGGCAUAUAUCCCUGGUGAAGGACACAACGUGCAGCAGCAUUCUGUAGUUAUGGUGCGAGGCGGACGAGCACAAGAUUGCCCCGGUGUAAAAUAUCACUUGGUUCGAGGAGCGCUGGAUCUGGGUGGUGUUGGUAACCGAAUUACUGCUCGAUCAAAGUACGGCACGAAGAAACCAAAGACUGCGGCAUAAGCCAGUAAAGCGUAUUUUAAACCUGUAUCAUACCUUUGGCAUCAAUGGCGUUGGGAGACACCCUGGGCAGAAGGGUCAUGGCCUCGUCUCCAGCCUGGGCAUUCUUCAUAAUAGGUUGGCCCUCAGAGAGUGCUGAAUCUCUUGAAAAUGAAAGAAUGCAGCCAUGUUCUUAAUCAAUGCUCAGCAUGCCGCCUUAUCAGUCGUACCAAUACUUCGCCGUGUGACUUGCAGAUGUAUGGGCAAAAAAUUGGUUAAAAACAAAAACACACAACAGUGGGGAUUCGCUAGUAGUCACUAUUUUAUAGGCUAGACAAUUAUAUUGCUAUAGAUUAUACUACUGA
This is a messenger RNA of Bipolaris maydis ATCC 48331, 904 nucleotides long. Its product is annotated as mitochondrial 37S ribosomal protein uS12m. Gene Ontology annotation, biological process: translation. Lineage: Eukaryota; Fungi; Ascomycota; Dothideomycetes; Pleosporales; Pleosporaceae. Gene Ontology annotation, cellular component: small ribosomal subunit; ribosome. The record is from RefSeq and is a predicted model, not a curated record. Gene Ontology annotation, molecular function: structural constituent of ribosome.